This is a messenger RNA of Cucumis melo (muskmelon), 3255 nucleotides long. Its product is annotated as probable LRR receptor-like serine/threonine-protein kinase At3g47570. Bases 70 to 3054 code for a protein of 994 amino acids. NCBI's taxonomy places the organism in Eukaryota, Viridiplantae, Streptophyta, Magnoliopsida, Cucurbitales, Cucurbitaceae. The transcript is spliced from 2 exons. The record is from RefSeq and is a predicted model, not a curated record. Gene Ontology annotation, biological process: protein phosphorylation. Gene Ontology annotation, molecular function: ATP binding; protein kinase activity; protein binding.
GGAGCCCAAACCCCUGUUGUUGAGUUUUUCAUAUCUGUUACAAUUUUAGCUUUUACAGCCUCAUUUUUCAUGGUUGAAUCAGUCAGAUUGAGCAUUGAAACAGACAAACAAGCCUUGAUUUCAAUCAAAUCUGGAUUUACCAAUCUCAAGCCUUCAAAUCCUUUGUCUUCUUGGGAUAAUCCGAACUCUUCCCCUUGCAACUGGACUCGUGUCAGUUGCAACAAAAAAGGCAACAGAGUUAUUGGGCUUGAUCUUUCAGGCUUGCAAAUUUCAGGCUCUUUAGACCCUCAUAUUGGUAACCUCACUUUCCUUCAUUCUCUUCAGCUACAAAAUAACCUCUUAACAGGACCAAUUCCUCAUCAAAUUUCUAAACUUUUUCGCCUCAAUCUCCUCAACAUGAGCUUCAACUCUCUUGAAGGUGGAUUCCCUUCAAAUAUCAGUCACAUGGCUGCACUUGAGAUCCUUGACUUAACUUCCAAUAACAUAACAUCCACUCUUCCUAAUGAGCUUAGUCUUUUAACCAACCUGAAAGUCUUGAAAUUGGCACAAAAUCAUAUUUUUGGUGAAAUCCCACCUUCAUUAGGCAACCUUUCUUCUCUUGUCACCAUAAAUUUUGGUACAAAUUUUCUUACUGGACCAAUUCCAACCGAGCUGAGUCGUCUUCGAAAUCUUAAGGAUCUUAUCAUCACCAUUAACAAUCUUACUGGUACUGUUCCUCCUGCCAUAUACAACAUGUCUUCUUUAGUUACUCUGGCUUUGGCUUCCAACAAACUAUGGGGAACAUUUCCAAUGGAUAUUGGUGAUACACUUCCUAAUCUUUUGGUCUUCAACUUCUGUUUCAAUGAAUUUACUGGAACAAUUCCUCCUUCCUUGCAUAAUAUCACCAAUAUUCAAAUCAUUCGUUUCGCCUACAAUUUUCUUGAAGGGACAGUUCCGCCAGGUUUGGAGAAUCUACAUAACCUUAUUAUGUAUAAUAUUGGGUACAAUAAGCUCAGAUCCGACAAAGAUGGGAUUAGUUUCAUCACUUCUUUGACAAAAAGCUCUCGCCUUUCUUUUCUUGCCAUUGAUGGCAACAAUUUCGAAGGCCAAAUUCCUGAGUCCAUUGGAAAUCUUUCUAAAUCUCUUUCCAUAUUGUUCAUGGGAGGGAAUCGUCUCUCUGGUAAUAUACCUCACACAAUAGGGAAUUUAAAUGGCUUGGCUUUGCUGAAUUUGAGCUACAACUCAUUAUCAGGAGAAAUCCCAUCUGAGAUUGGCCAAUUGGAGAACCUCCAAAGCCUUGUUUUGGCCAAGAAUCAGUUCUCAGGUUGGAUUCCAAGCUCCUUGGGAAAUCUUCAAAAGUUGACCAAUCUUGAUUUAUCUGGAAAUGAGUUAAUUGGUGGCAUUCCCACCUCUUUCAACAACUUCCAGAAGCUUCUUUCCAUGGAUUUAUCCAACAAUAAGCUAAAUGGAAGCAUACCCAAAGAAGCUCUCAAUCUCCCUUCCAGUACUAGACUGAACAUGUCCAACAAUCUCCUUACUGGUCCUCUCCCUGAGGAAAUUGGGUACCUUUCAAAUCUCUUUCAGAUUGAUCUCUCGACCAAUCUCAUAUCUGGAGAGAUUCCGUCGUCGAUCAAAGGUUGGGAGAGCAUGGAGAAAUUGUUCAUGGCAAGAAAUAAGUUAUCAGGUCACAUUCCCAAUAGUAUAGGAGAACUCAAAGCCAUCCAAAUUAUUGACCUCUCCUCAAAUCUUCUCUCUGGUCCAAUCCCUGAUAACCUUCAACAUCUAGCAGCUCUUCAGUAUCUAAAUCUCUCUUUUAAUGACCUUGAGGGAGAAGUUCCUAAAGGAGGUAUCUUUGAAAGCAGGGGCAAUGUCAGUUUACAAGGAAACUCAAAGCUUUGUUGGUAUUCCUCAUGUAAAAAGAGUGAUUCUAAACAUAACAAAGCAGUCAAAGUCAUAAUCUUAUCGGCUGUGUUUUCAACACUGGCAUUGUGUUUUAUCAUUGGUACGUUGAUCCAUUUCUUGAGGAAGAAGUCAAAGACUGUACCAUCCACUGAGUUGUCAAAUAGUAAACAUGAAAUGGUGUCUUAUGAUGAGCUACGUUUGGCGACAGAGAAUUUCAGUGAGAAAAACUUGAUUGGAAAAGGAAGUUUUGGGUCUGUCUACAAGGGAAAGUUAAAGGAAGAUAUCCCUGUAGCAAUCAAGGUUCUUGAUGUUAACAGGACUGGUUCUCUAAGGAGUUUCAAGGCUGAAUGUGAAGCUUUAAGGAAUGUGAGACAUCGAAAUCUAGUUAAACUCAUCACAGCAUGCUCAAGCAUAGACUUCUCAAACAUGGAAUUUCGAGCUUUGGUUUAUGAACUUUUGAGCAAUGGGAGUUUGGAUGAGUGGGUUCAUGGCCAAAGAAGCCAUGAACAUGGAACCGGGCUCAAUAUCCUUGAGCGAGUAAACAUCGCCAUCGAUGUGGCUUCAGCUAUAAAUUACUUACACCAUGAUUGUGAACUUCCUAUAGUUCACUGUGAUUUAAAGCCUAGCAACAUUCUUCUAGAUGAAAACAUCACAGCAAAAGUAGGAGAUUUUGGAUUGGCUCGGUUGCUAAUGGAAAAUAAAAACGCUCAAUCUUCCAUCACUUCCACACAUGUCCUAAAAGGUUCAAUUGGUUAUCUUCCUCCAGAGUAUGGAUUUGGGGUGAAGCCAACAACAGCUGGAGACGUGUACAGUUUUGGAGUAACAUUGCUGGAGCUUUUUACAGGAAAGAGUCCAACAGAUGAAUGUUUCACUGGAGAAUUGAAUUUGAUAAAAUGGGUGGAGUCAAGUUAUCCAGAAGAUAUAAUGGAAGUGAUUGAUCAUAAGUUGCCAGAGCUUUUUGAGGAUUUAGUAUACAGAGGUCGAACCAUCGGUUCAGAUAUGCAAAAAGAUUGUUUGAUCAAAGUAAUCGGAGUUGCACUCUCAUGCACUGUGAAUACUCCAGUAAACCGCAUUGACAUGGAGGAUGCAGUUUCAAAGCUUAGAAGUGCUAGAGACGACCUUAUUCGUCCUCCAAAUCAAAAUAACGUGUCUAAAUUGAUAAGAGUUCUGUAAUUUGGUAAAUAUUGUUAUACUUUCAUCACUUCAACAAAGACAAAAGAGGUCAACCAAAAUAAAAGCUUGUCUAAUAUUUAUUGCUUGGUGCGGUGCAACACGCAUAUGCAAGUUCAAUUUAUGUAUGUGGGUAUUGGUAAAUGAAGUAUUUGCUAAUGUCCGGUUAAUAUAAAUAAGUUGUGAAGCAUUUCAUUUGUUGUU